CAUGUAAUUAAAAAUCUUGUAUGUCCAUUAAGCUCACAGAACUAGAGAUUCUCAUAUCUCAAUCCUUUCUCUUUUAACCUUUUCUCCACUUUAGAUAAGAAUAAUUUCUCUCCCUACAAAUCCUUUUCCUUCAAUUUGUCAUCUAACAAUAGCACCAUUCAGCCUGCAAUUUGUUUUUGCCACUAACUUCAACCUACCCGUUCAAUCAGACAAAGUCGAUAUUACUAAGUUAAACAUCAUCCGCAUCGGGGUACUGACUAUCGAGUUUGUGUGUAUGAGUUUUCAGUCAUUUUUAUAAAAAAAUGAAAUUUAUGUUAUUAUUACUUUUUCAAUAAUUUUAACUUUUUCAAUAAUUUUAACUUUUUCAUAUCCAAGAGAAGAAUAAACAUAAAGCAUAUAUUAUUCUUUUGUUAAUUGAAUAGCUUUCACUCUAAAAAGCCACUUUGUUUCUUCAACAUAUUGUUGCAAGAAAGUGUUGUUAAACUUUAUGGCACCUUCUUUUUCUUCUUCUUCCUUUCCUCUUCGUUGGGAGAGCACAGGAGAUCAAUGGUGGUAUGCAACACCUAUUGAUUUAGCAGCUGCAAAUGGUCUCUAUGAUUUAGUCCUUGAGCUUCUUCAUCUUGAUACAAAUCUUCUCAUUAAACUCACUUCUCUUCGUCGAAUUCGCCGACUCGAGACUGUGUGGGAUGAUGAAUCUCAGUUUGAAGAUGUUGCCAAGUGCAGGUCUUAUGUUGCAAGGAAGCUUAUGGUUGAGUGUGAGAAAACAGCAAGAGGAGAGAAUUCUCUGGUUGGUAGUGGAUAUGGUGGUUGGCUUUUGUACACUGCUGCUUCUGCUGGUGAUUUGGAGUUUGUUCGUGAAUUGUUGAGAAGAGAUUCUUUGUUGGUUUUUGGUGAAGGAGAGUAUGGUGUUACUGAUAUGUUUUAUGCUGCUGCUAGGAGUAAGAAUUCUGAGGUGUUUAACAUGAUUCUUGAUUUUGCGCUUCUAGGAAAAGAUUGUGGUGGUGUUGAAUUGGAUGAAGGUGGUGGUGGAGUUUUCAAGAGGGAGAUAGUGAAUAGGGCUAUUCAUGCUGCUGCUAGAGGAGGAAAUUGGGAAAUACUGAAGAAGGAGCUUAUUUUAGGAAGUGCUUUUCAGAUUUUAGCUUAUAGAGAUGCUCAAGGAUGUACUGUCCUGCAUUCAGCUGCUGGAAGAGGACAGGUUGAGGUGGUAAGAAAUCUAAUUGUAUUAUCACCUGAUAUCAUCGACUCAACUGAUUCACAAGGCAAUACAGCAUUGCAUGUAGCUUCUUACAGAGGUUACCUUCCUGUGGUAGAGAUUCUAGUUCAAGCAUCUCCUUCAUUAACAAAGUUAACCAAUCAAAAUGGAGACACUUUUCUUCAUAUGGCAGUGUAUGGUUUCACAAGUACUGAUUUCUGCAGACUAGACAAACACACCGAACUCAUGAAACGGUUAUUAUCAACCGAAAAGAUCGCGAACAUAGAAGACAUAAUCAAUUUCAAGAACAAUGUUGGAAGAACAGCGAUUCACUUAGCUGUGAUUCAUGAUGUCCAAUUUGAUGUAGUGGAAUCAAUGAUGUCCGUUGCAUCGAUCAAUCUUAAUAUCCGCGACGCGAAUGGAAUGACCCCUUUGGAUUACUUGAAACAAAGACCAAGAUCGAAAUCUUCUGAAGUUUUAAUCAAACGGUUGAUUUCAGCUGGAGGAAUCUCUAAUUGUAAAGAUUAUAUUACAAGAAACGCGAUUGCGACUCAUUUGAAAACUCGUCAUGGUAUUCAAGGUAGUCCUGGAACAUCCUUUAGAAUAUCAGAUUCUAAAAUAUUCUUAUACACAUGCAUUGAGAACGAGAAUUCAUCUGAUAUCGCUAAUACCGAUCAAGCAAGUGUAGAAUCAAAUGCAUACUCAAUCGAAAUAGAGGAUUAUUAUGAGUCAGCUGCAGUUUCCCCGUCUAACAGCAAGACUAGUUCUGCCGAUUCUGUUGCGAAACGUUUGAAGAAUCUUCUCAAGUUCAAGGAAUUCAAAGACAACGAUUCUGUUAAUAGUUCUCCAAGUUCAAGGAAAAACAAUUCAAAAGAGUUUCCAAUCUCGUUAAGGCAAAGAUACUCGAAACAGUGUUCUCUUCCAAACAACAAAAGAACACUAUCUAUAAGGACUUUAUUUCCAUCUCCGUCUGCGAAAAAAUACUUCGCCACAGGCCUAACGCAAGGUGUAAUCAAGGUAAAUCCACAAAAAGAAGGGUCUAAUUUAUCUCAUUCUUCGAGCAAUAAGCAAGAACACGUCGAAACAAUGGGCCCGUCUUCUUGUUCCGGCCGACAAAUAGAUGAUGGGAGUACCCUACAGUUGAACUAUAAUAAGGAGAGAAACUUUAACAAGAAAUUGAUGAACAGAUAUUUUUCUUUUGGAGCACAAGAUCAGAGUUUGGAAGAUGCUAACAGUUGUACAAUGUCGAAGCACAGUUCUAAGCGUUUCGGUUUAGUUGCAUAAAUGUUACUAUCUAUGUAUAAGCUUACUAUUUUGUGAACUCCAGUUCGGGUGAAUCCGAACUUCAAUCUGGUUGUAACAACCUUUAGCCAGAUUUUAGUUACCUUUCAACAGAGUUAAAGGUUAUUCAGAAGCACUUUAUAAAUGUAAAUUGGACCUAAGGGGGCAUGAGUGACUAGACUCAGUAUAUAAUAAAAUGUGCAGUACCAUAAA
Molecule: messenger RNA, 2686 nt
Organism: Lathyrus oleraceus (garden pea)
Lineage: Eukaryota; Viridiplantae; Streptophyta; Magnoliopsida; Fabales; Fabaceae
Exons: 2
Coding region: 488-2476 (662 amino acids)
Molecular function (GO): protein binding
Source: RefSeq, a predicted model, not a curated record